GCAACUGAACCGAUCCUAAUGUGUAAAGAACUAUAAUUGAGGAAACUCCCUACAGAUUUUAUACUGCUCAGUGUGUGUGUUCAGGGAAAGCCAGAGACUUCAAAUGUUUGUCUCAAGGAUAUACUGUUUCUUGAGAAUACUUCUGCUGAUUGUGGAGGCUACCCUUUCACAAGGCUGCAUCCAACACUCCACAGUCACCCACAGCGAGGUAUACAACGGGAUUUGCUACGCUUUCAUUAAUUCAAAUGUGGAUUUCAACACUUAUGUCAACACAGCCUGCUCCGUUAUAGGCGGCACACCAGCACUCAUCACGGACAAUGGCAUCCAGACCUUUCUCUCCAAUACCAUAUCCGGAAACUCACAGUUAGCCAGCUCCAUCUUCUGGGUGGGAUUAGAAUACCUGUCUGACGAGCAGCGAUGGGCAUAUCGUGACCAAGCAAGGACCUCCCUUCCGGGCGACUAUGACGAAUGGGCAAACGGGGAGGAACCAGAAAAUGCAGCACCACCGAAAACCUGUGUGCUUCUCCUGCCUGAACGGGGUCACAGAUGGGGCAUCAGAGACUGUCGAAGACCUAAACUAGGAGUCUGUCAAAUCCCAACGUCGAGAGUACCGACAACUCCUCGUCUGCCGAUGGCUACAUUCCCUGCAGGUUGUGCGCAGUAUCCAUCCCUAGCAGCCAGUGCGGACUACAACGGCACAUGUUACAUAUUUUCUGCGAGACCAACCGACUACAGAGCGUACCUGAAGACAGACUGCCAACAGUUCAAUGCCAGACCAGUUCUAGUCACAAACAACCAAAUCCACCAGUUCCUGGUGUCACAACUACAACGAUAUCCGCAGUUCGACGGCAAACACUUUUGGAUUGGUCUCAUUCAUCAUCCGGACCAUCAACAUUGGAUCUACGCCGAGGAAAGUCUGACACCGCUGCCAGACGACUUUGAGGAGUGGGCACCCGACCAAAACGUCACCCACGUGUCGGUUCCUUACAACUGUGCGACCAUGUCUGCCGAGCACAACUACAGCUGGGUAUUAGAGAACUGUCGGGCAACAACGCCGCACUAUAUUUGUCAGAUUGGUGCUUCGACAACAAUCACUCCCAAUACUACAAGAUCGUCAACCUUGAUGAGCACUUCAUCUUUGCGGACAACUCCUUCCCAGCCUGUUCCUACCUUUCCUCCUGGUUGUGCAGAGUAUCCAACCUUAGCUGCUAGUGCGGACUACAACGGCAUAUGUUACAUAUUUUCUGCGAGACCAACCGACUACAGAGCGUACCUCACGACAGACUGCCAACAGUUUAAUGCCACACCAGUCCUAGUCACGAACAACCAAAUCCACCAGUUCCUGGUGUCACAACUACAACGAUAUCCGCAGUUCGACGGCAAACACUUUUGGAUUGGUCUCAUUCAUCAUCCGGACCAUCAACAUUGGAUCUACGCCGAGGAAAGUCUGACACCGCUGCCAGACGACUUUGAGGAGUGGGCACCCGACCAAAACGUCACCCACGUGUCGGUUCCGUACAACUGUGCGACCAUGUCUGCCGAGCACAACUACAGCUGGGUAUUAGAGAACUGUCGGGCAACAACGCCGCACUAUAUUUGUCAGAUUGGCCCCACAACCACUACUUCUCCCAUUACAACAAGACAGACUACUUCUGCGAUAGCCACAACUGCCACCCUGGAGACAACAGCACCACCUACCACUAUUAGGACAACCGCUCAAACCACUACUGUCGAGGCAACAGCUCCUGCCACCACUAUAGAAACAACAGAUCCAGGUUCUACUAUAGAGACUUCGGCACCCCUCACUACUUUAGAGACAACAGCUCCUCCAGCUACUAUCAUGUCAACAGCCCCACCAACUACUAUCGACACAACAGCCACUCUCAGUUCAAUCGAGACAACUACUAUUAAGACAACAGCCCCUCAAACUACUUUAGAGACAACGGCCCCUCCAACUUCUAUCGUGACAACAGCCUUUUCCACUACUAUCGAGACAACAGCCCCUCCAACUUCUAUCGUGACAACAGCCCCUCCCACUUCUAUUGAGACAACAGCCCUUCCAACUUCUAUCGAGACAACAGCCCCUCCCACUUCUAUCGAGACAACAGCCCCUCCCACUUCUAUCAUGACAACAGCCCCUCAAACUUCCAUCGAGACAACAGCCCCUCCAACGUCUAUCGUGACAACAGCCCUUCCAACUUCUAUCGAGACAACAGCCCCUCCCACUUCUAUCGAGACAACAGCCCCUCCCACUUCUAUCAUGACAACAGCCCCUCCCACUUCUAUCAUGACAACAGCCCCUCCGACAUCUAUCGAGACAACAGCCCCUCCAACUUCUAUUGAAACAACAGCCCCUCCCACUUCGAUCGAGACAACGGCUCCUCCCACUUCUAUCGUGACAACAGCCCUUUCCUCUACUAUCGAGCCAACAGCCCCUCCAACUUCUAUCGUGACAACAGCCCCUCCCACUUCUAUUCAGACAACAGCCCCUCCAACUUCUAUCGUGACAAUGGCCCCUCCCACUUCUAUCGAGACAACGGCUCCUCCCACUUCUAUCGUGACAACAGCCCCUCCGACAUCUAUCGAGACAACAGCCCCUCCAACUUCUAUUGAAACAACAGCCCCUCCCACUUCGAUCGAGACAACGGCUCCUCCCACUUCUAUCGUGACAACAGCCCUUUCCUCUACUAUCGAGCCAACAGCCCCUCCAACUUCUAUCGUGACAACAGCCCCUCCAACUUCUAUCGUGACAAUGGCCCCUCCCACUUCUAUUCAGACAACAGCCCCUCCAACUUCUAUCGUGACAAUGGCCCCUCCCACUUCUAUCGAGACAACGGCUCCUCCCACUUCUAUCGUGACAACAGCCCUUUCCUCUACUAUCGAGCCAACAGCCCCUCCAACUUCUAUCGUGACAAUGGCCCCUCCCACUUCUAUCGAGACAACGGCUCCUCCCACUUCUAUCGUGACAACAGCCCCUCCAACUUCCGUCGUGACAACAACCCUUUCCACUACUAUCAAGACAACAGCCCCUCCAACUUUUAUCGUGACAACGGCCCCUCCAACUUCUAUCGUGACAACGGCUCCUCUCAUUACUUUAGAAGCAACAGCCUCAUCUACGACUAUCAACACAAUAGCCCGAACCCCUACUACCAUGACAACAGCACCUCCCACUAUUAUCAAGACAGCAGCCCCUCCCACUUCUAUCGAGACAACAGUCGUUCCUAAUACUAUCGAGAAAACAGCUACCCUACCUACUACAGCCAAGACUACAGCUCUUCACUCUACAAUCGAGACUUCAGCCUCACCCACUACUAUCAAGACAUCAGCUAUCCCCACUUCUCCCACUACAGAUCCUCCAAAAAGUUACACGACUGCACCCUUUCUCACUACGAUACAGACAUUAGCUCCUCUAUCUACUGUCCCUGAAGAAGCUUUUUCCACUGCUGUUGAUAUAGAGCCAAGUGCCCAAACUACUGUUAACACAAUAUUGUUUCCCACAGUUAAAACCACUACGAAGAAAAUAACGACCUCACGUCCACCGAGUUCCUCCAGCUCCCCUACACCCUUGGCAACGACAACAGCUCCAACACCAUCUAAUAGUCCCUCUGCAAAACCAUCCGCUAGUCCCUCCCCAACACCAUCCGCUAGUCCAUCUCCAACAUCAUCUCCUAGUCCCUCUCCAACAUCAUCCCCUAGUCCCUCUCCAACACGAUCACCUAGUCCCUCUCCAACAUCAUCCCCUAGUCCCUCUCCAACACGAUCACCUAGUCCCUCUCCAACAUCAUCCCCUAGUCAAUCUCCAACAUCAUCUCCUAGUCCCUCUCCAACACCAUCCGCUAGUCCAUCUCCAACAUCAUCUCCUAGUCCCUCUCCAACACCAUCUACUAGUCAAUCUCCAACACCAUCUCCCAGUCCCUCUCCAACAUCAUCCCCUAGUCAAUCUCCAUCAUCAUCUCCUAGUCCAUCUUCAACACCAUCCGCUAGUCCAUCUCCAACACCAUCUAAUAGUCCAUCUUCAACACCAUCUCCUAGUCCCUCUCCAACACCAUCUCCUAGUCCCUCUCCAACACCAUCUCCUAGUCCCUCUCCAACACCAUCACCUAGUCCCUCUCCAACAUCAUCCCCUAGUCCCUCUCCAACACGAUCACCUAGUCCCUCUCCAACAUCAUCCCCUAGUCAAUCUCCAACAUCAUCUCCUAGUCCCUCUCCACACCAUCCGCUAGUCCAUCUCCAACAUCAUCUCCUAGUCCCUCUCCAACACCAUCUAUUAGUCAAUCUCCAACACCAUCUCCUAGUCCCUCUCCAACACCAUCCGCUAGUCCAUCUCCAACAUCAUCUCCUAGUCCCUCUCCAACACCAUCAGCUAGUCCAUCUCCAACACCAUCCCCUAGUCCCUCUCCUACACCAGCUAUUAGUCAAUCUCCAACACCAUCUCCCAGUCCCUCUCCAACAUCAUCCCCUAGUCAAUCUCCAUCAUCAUCUCCUAGUCCAUCUUCAACACCAUCCGCUAGUCCAUCUCUAA
Molecule: messenger RNA, 4522 nt
Organism: Branchiostoma belcheri (Belcher's lancelet)
Lineage: Eukaryota; Metazoa; Chordata; Leptocardii; Amphioxiformes; Branchiostomatidae
Product: mucin-5AC-like
Exons: 11
Coding region: 104-4522 (1472 amino acids)
Source: RefSeq, a predicted model, not a curated record